AAUACUGCAUCCCCUGUUUCCAGUUGCAUUUAUGUGGUUAAAUGUUGCUCUAUGUAAUGUAUCUAAACCACACAGCCAGCGCAGACACAUAGCACCCAACACACCGUGUCAUUACAUACUCAGAUGUCAUAGAAGGAUAUGGAAUGGAUUGUGUGCAUCCAUUACAACUGAACUGAGUCCCAGGCAUCUGCGUCCCAAAUGACACCAUAUUUCCCUUUAUAGUGCACUACUUUUGACCAUAGCCUUAUGGGUAGUCUCACUAGACAUGUAGCUGUUGCCUAGGGCCUGGUUUUCUAGACUACACUGUGGGUGCAAUUUUGGGACUGAACCCAACUCCCUAUCUAUUUAUAACCUGCCUAAUAACAUGACUCUAGAGGGAUUGGAUUUCAUACCCCGCUCUCUUUCCGUCCUUCCCUCUCUUCUCUCUUUCACUUCCUCCCUUCCUGUCUCUUUCUAGAAUCCUGGUGUGGUGUGUUGUGGGGGACACUGUCUCUUCAGGAGGAGACCCUCAGAGAGGGAGGGGAUGUCUAUGUGUGUCCGUGUAAGCAUAAUACUAUCCACCAUUUAUGACAUCAUCAGAAGGUGCCUCCAUGCCUUGGUGAGAGCAGUAGUAACACCAGAAGAAGAGAAGGGACAGUGGGCCAUGGAGGAGCUGCUGACCCCCAGACAACAGACUGCUAGGCAGAUCAAGGCCCGUUUCCUGGAGGCCCUACAGACCAACAACGUAACGGAGGUCCUGGAGAUACUGUACACCACCAACCUUGACAUCGACACUGUGCUGGAGGUGGAGGACAAACGCAUGGUCCUGGCCUCAUACAAGCAAGGUUUCUGGUUGCCAGACUACAAGCUAGAGUGUUCUUGGGCGAUGGCCCUCCACGUCUGUGUAAUGUACAACUACCUGGAGACAGCUCUGGUGCUGCUGCAGAAGGGGGCGGCGGUUAACAGGAAGCCCAAUGGGAAGACCCCGCUUCACGUGGCCUGUACGGUCGCCCACGGCGACUGUGUGGCCCUGUUAUUGGGCCACGGGGCGAGGGUCAACAGCCUGUCUCUGAGUGGACACACACCACUACACUACUGUAUAACUAAAGAGUCCGUGGACUGUGCCAAGCAACUCAUCCUUAAUGGGGGCAAUGUGAACAAGCCCAGUCAGAGCAAAGACAAGGACACACCUUUACACACAGCAGCCCGCCUGGGAAUCCCUGAGUUGGUGGCUCUCUACAUCUCCCACGGGGCCCAGGUGGACGCGGUCAACUCCCUCCAGGAGACGCCCCUGAUCACUGCAGCCUUCUGGGCCCUGGACAUCCGUGAACAGACCUACAGCGAGGACCACCACCUGGUCUGCCGCAUUCUGCUGGACCACGGCGCAGACCCUAACCUGUAUGAAGACGACUAUAAGACAGCCCUGCACAAGGCCUCCUGGAACUGUGACCACGUGCUGAUGCAGAUGCUGCUGGAGGCGGGGGCGGACACUACGACCAUGGACAUCAACGGCUGUGAACCCAUCCAGUACGUCCUGAAGGUCACCUCCGUCAGGCCCAUGGCCAUCCCUGAGCUCUGUUACCAGCUGCUGCUCAACUUUGGAGCUCCACGGGUCUACCCGCCGCAGUUCCACAAGGUGUUGCAGGCCUGCCAUGAGUGUCCCAAUGCAGUGGAAGUCAUGAUGAACUCAUAUGAGCGGAUCAAACCCACCAACAAGUGGAGAUCAUCCAUUUCUGAAGCCUCCUACAAGCAACAUGAGGAAUUCUAUGAGUCCAUGUUUGCUGUGUGCUCCAACACUCCUCGUUGUCUGAUGCACCUGGCCCGGUGUGCUGUCAGGAGGGCUAUGGAGAACCGCUGUCACACUGGGGUAGGGACCCUCCCCCUACCUCCCCCCAUCCAGAGAUACCUGCUACUGGAACCUGAGGGGACCUUCUAUUGA
This is a messenger RNA of Salvelinus namaycush (lake trout), 1918 nucleotides long. It is a transcript of the gene asb4, whose product is annotated as ankyrin repeat and SOCS box containing 4. Gene Ontology annotation, biological process: intracellular signal transduction. The record is from RefSeq and is a predicted model, not a curated record. The coding region runs from base 524 to 1918 and encodes 464 amino acids. NCBI's taxonomy places the organism in Eukaryota, Metazoa, Chordata, Actinopteri, Salmoniformes, Salmonidae. Gene Ontology annotation, molecular function: protein binding. The transcript has 6 exons.